Molecule: messenger RNA, 3592 nt
Organism: Eleginops maclovinus (Patagonian blennie)
Lineage: Eukaryota; Metazoa; Chordata; Actinopteri; Perciformes; Eleginopidae
Product: mRNA decay activator protein ZFP36L1-like
Exons: 2
Coding region: 296-1561 (421 amino acids)
Molecular function (GO): metal ion binding; mRNA binding
Source: RefSeq, a predicted model, not a curated record
GUUGCUCUUUCUCCCAACUCACUGACUCCCUCUCAACGGACCGGAUCACUUCUCCAUUUCUCUCCCCUCCCUCCUACAAAACCUCCCCUCUCCACUCUGGGACAAGCAGUUUCUCCUGACCAUCAAAGAACGACCUUCAAGGGACUCUGAGGCUUCCCCAGGUCCCUAAACCCUUUCUCUGCCGGCUCAGCUCCUCAGAGACCAGGCUCUGUACUCCUUCUCUCCCCCCCAGCCUUCCUGCACUGAGGGACCAGACCUCCAGCUCCUUCACUCAGCGGGGACGUUGGAGCAAACCAUGCCCUCCGACUUUCUAACGCCUUUCCUGGAACUAGAUGAGGAGUUCUUCAAGAAUUUCCGCGGCCUGGAGGCAACAGAUGGCUCACUCCCCGGCUCCCUGCCACCGCAGCAGCAGAGCCAGAGAGUCCUGGGCUUCCAGCGCCGACACUCCCUGUGCCCUGUGACCCUCCCCAACUCCAAGUUCAACAGCAGCAGCAGCAGCAGCAGCACUGAGGUAGCUGACUCGGCCGGGUGGGGGUUCAACAUGUCCUCCCCCCAGCAGUGGAGCCAGGACAGUCAGCUCCCCCGCUCCUCGCUCAGCCACAUCCCCUUCAGAGUGGACCGCUCGGUCAGCAUGAUCGAGGGCCACAGCCUGGCAGCCAGAGAGGAAAAACUGGCUAACUUGACCCCCAAGGUGCUGCUCCCCCCACCAGGGUUCUGCCUCAGCAGCACCUCUCUUUCUUCCAUUGCCUCCCCCUCUGACGCCGUUUCCCCGGUAUCUCCCCCUCACAUCUCCACCCGGUACAAGACCGAACUCUGCCGCACCUAUGAGGAAAACGGGACCUGCAAGUACGGGGCCAAGUGUCAGUUCGCCCACGGCAUGGAUGAGAUGAGGGGCCUCAGCAGGCACCCCAAGUACAAGACGGAGCCAUGCCGCACCUUCCACACCAUCGGCUUCUGCCCGUACGGCGCCCGCUGCCACUUCAUCCACAACGCAGACGAGAUGCUGGACGGCAGUGAGGGCCCCCCACAGAAACACAAGACGAGGCCCCCCCUGCGCCACAGUGUCAGCUUCGCAGGCUUCUCCUCCGCUCCACAGACUUUUCAACCAGUGGAGGAGUCGCAGCCUUCCUCCUUCCUCUUCACCCGGGCCUCCUCAGUCUCCCCUCCUCCCUCCUCCACAGUGAGCCCAGAGCUCCUUUCCCCCCUCUUCCCUGAGCAGGGGUCCCUGAAGCAGUGUCCUUACCCCUUUUCUGGGGUCCCUGACCUGGCUGGUGACAGCGGGGACUCAGCUCUGCGGUUCUAUGCGGUGACCGAUUCUAUCAGCUCCAAGUUUGCCGCCUCCACUUUCACCUCCAAGAACCCCAACCUCUCCUAUCUCCUCCCCCAGCAGCUGCCCGUCUCCCUGCACAGUCUGCAGCGCUGCUCCUCAGCUGAGUCCCUCUCUGAGGAGGGCUACACCUCCUCCUGCUCCCUCAGCUCGGCCUCCAGCGGCACAGAGUCGCCAAGCUUCGAGGGCCGACGCCUUCCCAUCUUUAGCCGACUGUCCGUCACAGACGAGUAGGGAUGGUUUACUGCAGGGCUGAGUUUAGUGGGGGGCGGGCGGUCUUAUGGUUGAAAUCUAUGUGACGAGGAUACAUUUUUUUGUGUCCAGUCCAAAAACAAUAACCCAACACAAUAUAGGUUGUAAAUAUGGCUCCUGUAUCACAACUACUUUUGAAACCGUUGGGAUACAAGUCGCUUUAGAUGCAAACAUUAGUGUUUCAGCCCCUCCCUGAAUCCAGCCGGGUAAGAGUACCUAACUUUGUGCAUAUUGCAUUUCUCAUCCAAGCAGUUGUAGCGCUGCUCAGUGUUCGUCCAGUUUUAGCUGACUCCUUUUUUGUUUUAUUGUUAUUUUUUAAAAGUUGUUAUUGUUUGCCAUUGUUACUGCUGUAUACUGUUGUAUACCAAUUUAGAGAAUAUUUUGAGGGUACUUCACUUGCCUCUGUAUUUUCCCUUAUGCUUUCCAACUCAGAGGGGAGUUCUGUGUGAGAAUUCCCCAUACCCUGAUGAAGUCUGAACAUUAAUGAUGUAUGCCCUGUGCCUGACUGGAGAGCAACUCUUUUAGUUGUUUGCUCACAGCUGGCUUAUCUUUUUUGUCCUUGCAACAAUGUGUAGUGAUGUCAGCGUAAGAGGAUGUGUGCUGUAUGCUGUCACUGAUUGAUCCCUUGAUUGGCUGUGGCCACCUGAUUGUAUGUGUCAGCCAUAUUAACUGUCUGGCAAAGAUAUAGCUAAACUAAACCUUAGCAACAAAAACAGCAUGUAGGCACCCCACUGACUCUCUAGUUACCAAAGUUGAUGUUAGAGUUCCGCUAACCUAGUAAUGCUAGCCUAGCCUUUUACCAGCAGGUAAUAUACAGUUUAUGAUCAUUGAUAUUAUAGCUAACAUUUUUCUAGAUGUAUUUAUUGUUUUUGUAUAUGUUGAUAGGUGUGCUUUGUCUCUGUUCAUGCUGUGUUAUAAUUCCAGAGAAACUAUGCUUUAUUUUGCAUUCAUGAUGGCCAUCUGCUCGGUUUAUGCUAUCUAGUAGCUUUAAUGAGGCUAGCGGAGGGGAGAAAAAGGGAGGGAGAGACACAUUUUUGGCAUUCUAUAAGUACGUAUGUUGCCUUAUUGGCUGAUUGGCCAGCAGAAAUCAAGACUCACUGAGUGAACACCAUGAGCAGCUCCAUGUGUAAGUUAGUGGUUAUCAAUGUGCAACUAGAGGAGCCUUCUGAUGAUACUCCACUGAAACGUCUGGGAUCAGUACUAGCCAUGCUGCUGCUGCUGGUGUCAGCACACAGUGAGUCUGCUCCUCUCCAAUAAGCCUCACACCUCUGACUGUAAUAACCUUGUUUUUCUGUUUGUUUAGUGAUGUUAUCUCUUUACAAAGCAAAAUGGUGUUUGAAGAGUGGUUCAUGACCUUAGUGUGAGUCAGCAGUUAUAAAUUAAAAUAUGUUUAUUUUUAGAUCAUCAGUUCAGUGGCAGCACAACUAUCAAAUGAGAAGAAGAUGUUUUAAAAGAGUGUUCAUAUGUCGUUGUGAAUGUUGCGUUAUCUGAGAAUCUGGACUGCUGUACCGCAUUAGGUCGUCGUGUAUGGAAAUUCUUACGCUCUUUAAAUCCUGUUUGCUAUCUUCUAUUGUGAUGUAAACAGAGAGGUGACCUUUGUUUACUGUUGAAUUGUAUCUAUCAGAGUUGCCUUGAUGACAAUGUGUUUGUAGGUCGACCUUGCACGCUAGCUAGCUAGCUGACUGUGAGCGGCAGGGGAAAUCAAGACUGUUAUUGUUUGUGCUUGUGGAGAAAUGACCUGGACCCGCCUGAGGAGUCCAGAGACUGUUGUUGCAGCCUGUUGUUACCCUGACCUGGCAACAAGCAGCUUUUGUAACUUUUGUUAACUUAAAGUCUUAUUUAUUUUGUUUUUCAACGCAAAACCUAUAUUGUGGUGUUUGGUAUUGUGUCUCUUGUUUUACAUAAUUUAAGUGCAUUUAUUGUUUACAUUCCAUGGGUUAUGUUCACAUGCUGGCUCUUUAUCUUAAUAUAUUUGUCCCAUUUCAUUUCAAAAUAAACAUCUUUGAAAAAUGA